Anopheles stephensi (Asian malaria mosquito) is the source of this 836-nucleotide messenger RNA. Its product is annotated as mitochondrial transcription rescue factor 1. The transcript has a single exon. The record is from RefSeq and is a predicted model, not a curated record. Lineage: Eukaryota; Metazoa; Arthropoda; Insecta; Diptera; Culicidae. Bases 51 to 716 code for a protein of 221 amino acids.
UAAACAAAAUCACGCGUUUGCCCUUGUCCGCUUAUCGUCCGCCACAGAAAAUGUCGACUAUUUUACGCUAUAUCGGUCGCGUUGUGCAUAAAUCCGACAUCCGGGCCAGUUUGUGUGCGCUUCGACCGAUUUCGUUCCAUCAACAGCUUUCACCUCACAAUCAACUGCACACGGCCGGCAGGGCAAGCCUACCAGCGGUAGUGGUACAUCAACAACAACUAUCAGCAUUACACAACCACCAGCCGGUUCGCUUGAAGUCGAAGAAAUCGGGCAAACAAGCAGCCCGCCCGGCCGAUGACGAUCUGGAGGAUGAGCCGGCCCAGGAUGACGGUACGGACGAGUACGAGGAGCUGCUCGGGGACAAACACAACCGGACGGUGCGCGUGACGGUGAACUCGAUGCGAGCGGAUCUGCUGCUGAAGGCCGGUUUGGGCAUUGCCCGGAACAAGGUGGAAGCACUGUUCUACGACAGCAAGAUACGGGUCAACGGGAAGCGGCUGCUGAAGAAGAGCGCCCAGCUGGAGGUGGAGGACGAGAUCGAUGUGGUGCGCGGACCGAGCCCGUCCAACCCGGACCAUCUGAUCGUGUCGCGGGUCGAGAUCGUGUCGGUAACGCCCCGGACCGAGAACCUUGCCGUAACGCUGCGGCGGCACAAAUCACUGAUAAUAGAGAACUACAAAGACCAUGGCGCAUACAGUGAAGGGCAGGACAAGUAGGGGUAGGUUUAAGGGCCGUCGAAAAAAAGGGAUUUAGACCGACAGGCGAAGGAAUUAGAUUUUGUAUGAAGUAACCAACUGAAUAUAUUGAUUGAUAAGUAGUCAAAAAUGUGAUAAAAA